Molecule: messenger RNA, 945 nt
Organism: Cyprinodon variegatus (sheepshead minnow)
Lineage: Eukaryota; Metazoa; Chordata; Actinopteri; Cyprinodontiformes; Cyprinodontidae
Gene: castor2
Product: GATS protein-like 2
Exons: 6
Coding region: 167-922 (251 amino acids)
Biological process (GO): negative regulation of TORC1 signaling; cellular response to L-arginine
Cellular component (GO): cytosol
Source: RefSeq, a predicted model, not a curated record
ACAUUAGGUCCGGGUUUUACCUCAGCUUUCUUUAUUCCUCCCGUUUCUUUCCCUCUUUAAUGCGCCCCGCCAGCCGCAUGUGUCUAUUUAUUUAUUUAUGCUUUCUGUCUGACAGUAUUUAGUUGUUUUAAGUUUUAGUCGUUCCUCCAAUGAGAAGGCGUAAAAGAUGGAGCUUCACAUUUUAGAGCACAGCUUGAAAGUGGCGAGUAUAGAGAAGGAGGGGAUCGAGGUUUGCACCCACGGAUUAAUUAAACUCGCCUUCCUGGCCUCCAAAACCAGAUGCAAGUUCUUCAGUUUGACAGAGACUCCAGAGGACUACACAAUCAUCGUGGACGAGGAAGGGUUUAAAGAGCUGCCGCAGUCAAAUCUCAUCAGUGUCGCUGAUGCCACAUGGCUGGCCCUCAACGUGGUGUCAGGCGGCGGUAGCGCUUCCAGCUCACAACCCAUCGGAGUCACCAAAAUCGCUAAAUCAGUCAUCGCUCCACUAGCCGACCACAACAUCUCUGUUUUCAUGCUGUCAACGUAUCAGACUGACUUCAUCCUGGUCCGAGAGCGAGACCUGCCACUGGUCAUGCACACUCUGUCUUCCGAGUUCACGCUGUUCCGGGUGGUCAACGGAGAAACGGUCGCCGCACACAAUCUGGGAGUUACCAACGGAUUCGUCAAACCAAAACUUGUGCCCCGCCCCAUCAUCCACCCUCUGUCCAGCCCCAGCAACAUGUUCUGUGUGACCAGCCUGGAUCCAGACACGCUGCCCUCUGUAGCCACGCUGCUCAUGGACGUCAUGUUCUACUCCGGAGGGUCUAAAGAGGUCGCAGCGUCCGGCGAGGACUCCAGUCACAUCCGCUUCUUCUCCUUCUCCCUGAUUGAGGGCUACAUCUCGCUGGUGAUGGACGAACAGACGGCUAAGAGGUUAGCAUAAACCAAACAUAUUAUAAUGCUUCU